Fulvia fulva is the source of this 942-nucleotide messenger RNA. RefSeq names its product putative glucan endo-1,3-beta-glucosidase eglC. NCBI's taxonomy places the organism in Eukaryota, Fungi, Ascomycota, Dothideomycetes, Mycosphaerellales, Mycosphaerellaceae. Gene Ontology annotation, molecular function: glucan endo-1,3-beta-D-glucosidase activity; 1,3-beta-glucanosyltransferase activity. The record is from RefSeq and is a predicted model, not a curated record. The coding region runs from base 1 to 942 and encodes 313 amino acids. Gene Ontology annotation, biological process: carbohydrate metabolic process; cell wall organization. Gene Ontology annotation, cellular component: extracellular region; cell surface; fungal-type cell wall. The transcript has 2 exons.
AUGCACACCCUCCACCACCUCCUCACCCUCGCAGCCUGCGUCCAAGCCGCCAUUCGAGGCUUCAACUCCGGCGGCACCGGUCCUAAUGGCAUCAAACACGCGGCAGAUUUUAGAAAGGAGUUCGACAGAAUCCGCACAUUACCAGGAACCGACCCCUUCACCUCCAUCCGCCUCUUCAGCACCAUUCAAGCCGGAACCGUCAACGAUCCCGUCGAAGCCUUCCAACCCGCCAUCGACACAAAGUACACCACCCUCCUCCUUGGCCUGUGGGCGUCUGCGGGUCAGGAAGCUUUCAAUAAUGAACUCGCCGCUCUGAAGAAAGCCAUCGCGGCCCACCAGACGCAUUGGAAAGAUAUUGUGGUGGGGAUUAGUGUGGGCAGUGAGGAUCUGUACCGCAUUACGCCGACUGGAAUUGGAAACAAGGAGAAUGUGGGAGUGGGGCCUGGAGUUAUUGUUGAUUACAUCAAGCAGACGAGGGCUGCUAUCAAGGGUACGGUGGCGGAGGGCACGAAGGUGGGACAUGUUGAUACGUGGACCGCUUGGAUAAGUGGAUCGAACACUGCUGUGAUUGACGCCGUGGACUUCCUGGGAUUCGAUGGAUAUCCUUACUACGAGAAAGACACUGGACGGAACAGUAUCAAAAAUGCGCAGCAGUUGUUCUUCGAGUCAUACAACAAGACUGUGGCCGUGAGUAAGGGAAAGGAGGUCUGGAUAACAGAGACUGGGUGGCCAGUAUCAGGACCACAAGAUUUCGGCAAGUCCGUGGCUUCAAUCCCGAACGCGAAGAAAUACUGGGAUGACGUGGGAUGUCGUGUGUUCGGCAACAUCAACACAUGGUGGUUCAGACUGGACGAUGCGAAGCAAGAUCCAAAGGAAGUAUCGUUCAGUACCAUCAAGCCGAACCAUGGAGAACCACUUUUCAGCUUGACUUGUCCCAAGUGA